CUAGACGCAGCACACCGCGUUGUCACGAUUUCUAGACUUCCACGAUGCAUUCUGUUGUCCGCCCAAAUGCAUGGGUGGCUCUGAAACUUCCAUCGGGAAGCACUAAAGUCAUACAAAUUGCCCCGAACACCACAAUCUCGCUCGGGAAAUACGGCUCCUUUCCUUCCAACCUGAUCAUCGGGCGGCCGUACCACCUUACCUUUGAGCUACAAGACAAACUUCCCAACGAAACCUUCUCGCGCCUCCGCGUCGUCCCCGCAGAUGAGCUCUAUGCCGAAGUCUUCGCCGAGGAAGCGGGCCCGGGCUGCGCGACGCCCGACGCCGCCGGCGCAAACGAUACCGUGAUAUCUACAACCGACGGAGAAGAGUUCAGCCUGGUUGACGACAAGGGAAAUGUUGUUGCGCGCUCCAACCGCGAGGUUCUCGACGAGAACGCGCGCCAGACGCUAACGCAGGAUGAGAUCGAGGAGCUGAAGCGCGAGGGGACCAAUGCCGGCAAGGAUGUCAUUGCGAAGCUGCUGCUCUCGCACACGGCGCUGGACCAGAAGACGAGCUUCAGCCUGGCUAAGUACAAGCUGCUCAAGACAAAAAAGUACAUUCGGCGGUUCCAAGUCCUGCCCAUCGACGUCGAGAACUUGGCGCACUGGCAGUUGGAGGAGAGGGAUGCGAGCAAGAUUAUGGAUAUGCGGGCUGAGAUGAUUGGCCUUGUCGGGUGCUGGGGUAAUGUGCAUUACGGCGGCGAUGAGGUCUUCCUCCCGGAUCCAAAGACGUCCAGCGCCGAAGGCGCAGGGGCUUGCGUUCCUGUGGAUCGGGACGUUCUCAAGGGAAGGUGGCUGGCCGUGGACGAUACCUGCGGUCUGCUAGUUGCUGCCAUGGCGGAGAGAAUGGGAAUCCUCUACGAGGGCGAAAACACUGAGUCGGAGGUAAAGGCGGAAGAACAUAAGGGGAUGGCAACAGAGCAAGCUCCUGCGCGCUCAGAAAUUCCCGAGAAGCCGCAGAGCAAUACACCGGCAACUGAAUCGACACAGAAGGAUGGCGACGCCGAGAUGACAGAUGCGCCAACCAAGCCCGUCAAGCGAGAGAGCGACGUCAAGCCAAAACAACUAAACCCUCGGCCCUCCGAUUUUGCAACUCCCUACUCCCAAACCAACACCAUCACAGUGAUUCACGCAACCAGCCAGCCGAAUCUGUCGCUCCUCAACUACUGGGGCUUCGACAUCACCGCGCCCAAUCACCCGCCGCAUCCCCUUCUGAACCAUCUCCUCACCCUCAGCUGGCUGCAGCUCCUAAAGCCAGAGCUCGACACAGCCUACUCCACACCACCGCCCACCGCCACGCCCGAGACGCUUGCGUCGUGGAAGCCCAGCCGGCGGGGCAACUUCCACCGCAAGCGCAGGCGGUACGCCCGCAUCCGGCACAUCGUCGACAGCACAAGGACGGGCAAUUUCUCGGGCCUCGUCUGCGCAAGCACCAUGGAUCCGAUCAGCAUCCUGCGGCACACUCUCCCGCUCCUGGCGGGCGGCGCGCCCGUAGCCAUCUACUCGCCCUCGGUGGAAUCGCUGGCGGCGCUUGCCGACUGCUUCAGCGUGCCGCGCCGCACGGCCUGGGUCAGCGGGGCCGCGCCCGAGAUCGAGGGCAUGUCCAACGAGGAGCUGGAGCGCUGGCCGGGCAACGAGCGGUUCCCGCUCAACCCGACGCUGUUGCAGGGCGUGUCAAUACAGACCAGUCGGGCCCGUCGGUGGCAGGUCUUGCCGGGCAGGACGCACCCGCUGAUGACGGAACGCGGGGGCGCGGAUGGGUAUGUGUUUACUGCGUGGAAGGCUAUACCGGCCGAAGGCAAGGUGGCGGCCAAGGGGAAGUUCAAGCGCCGGAAGGUAGAGUCUGAGGCGGCGACUCCGGCUGCAGCGUGAAGGUCUCCAGCAGAUGGGGGGUGGUAUGUAUAUCCGAGGUGACCGAGGGGAUAUGGGGCAUCUGCUUAUAUUUUGGCGUCGCUGGAUACCUUGUGUCAAAUAGGGACAUGUGUCAUUCAUGGAAAUGCGAGUGUCCUGUUUUAUAGCGUCGCCUGCCUUUCUCGGUGCUUCUAUUCCGGUAGCAACCUCCUUUCCUUCCGCCCAUUUUAGGGCGCCUCUCGCUCACAACCCCUUGCCCAUAAACUUGCGCUUGGUGAAGCUCAACCACCACUUGCUCGGCUUGGCCUCUCCUUCGUCGUAUACCCUUGCC
This is a messenger RNA of Parathielavia appendiculata, 2220 nucleotides long. RefSeq lists its product as uncharacterized. The transcript is spliced from 2 exons. The record is from RefSeq and is a predicted model, not a curated record. Lineage: Eukaryota; Fungi; Ascomycota; Sordariomycetes; Sordariales; Chaetomiaceae. Gene Ontology annotation, cellular component: nucleus; tRNA (m1A) methyltransferase complex. Gene Ontology annotation, biological process: tRNA methylation. Bases 45 to 1910 code for a protein of 621 amino acids.